AUGCCUGUUCGAAAAUCUGUCAGGGCCAGUCGAUCCAACGUCAAGUACAGCAAUGAUGUAUUCCACGGCCUCGACAUAUUCUCGUCGGAAUCCGAGAACGACGCGAUUGAAGAAGACGUAGCCGAGAUCACCGAAGAAGAUGAACCUUACGAUGUGACGAAAGAGGAGCAAGUUGCCGCAAGCGAAGAGGAGGACGAGUAUCAUUCUGAUGGCAUAGAGGAUGGUUCGGUUUCUGACGCAAGCGAAGGGAAGACGGAUGGACUGUCAAUCGAUGGAUCUAUUGGGUCCGGAGAGAAGAGGGAGGAGUCGAAGAUUUCAAGAAUGAGAAGAAAGGGUCGCUCUGGACUUUGGUUGCACGAUCGCCUAGGCAAAGGCGGUUCAAACGAGGAGGACGAACUCCACGUCCAGGGGCUACUCGAUCCUCGAAAAAACGGCUCUAGACAUUUGAAAAUCCUUCUUACUUGGGGCACUGGCGACGAGGACCUAGUAGCUUUGAACAAAGCGCGUGAUCAAUGGCACAACCAAUUCAUAUGGCCUCUCCGGCAAGAGUUACAUCAGAGCUUCUACUACUCGAUUGACCAACAGCGGCGGGAGGCAACCGAGGGCUGGCGAUGGUAUUAUGAAAGAGGAGGUGCAGAGACCUUCAAGGAGCAGCAACGGAUGAUCUCAAUCGAUGCCAUAGAUGGGCGACGGUACCUUCCGAAGGCGAAAUACGAGUCUCUCCCUAUACUAAUGGGCCCUGUCAAAUCCCAAAAGUUGUUCGACAUUCAAUAUGGCCAAUCGAUGCCGUUGGGCGAUGCUUGGGGAACUGCUUCUGAAUCUGGGGCUGGAGGACCGACCAUCGACACGUCUCCUAGCAACAUGACCAGGAAUGGCUGGAUAUUAAAUAUCGGUGCGAGGAUACACUGCUUAGAAUGGGUGCCUCAUCAUUCCGGGAAUGAUCAAUACAUACUGGUGUCCGCCUUUCAUACAGCACACGAGCACACGCAGCAGUCUUUCGAGGCCAGCGUUGGGGACUCUCCCGCCAGAGCAUUUGCACCGCAACCACCAUAUUCCUCAUCAUUCCAGAUCUGGCAGGUUCCGUCAUCGUCCAGCCGGGACAACGGCAGAGUUAUGAAUUCAUCUCAACAUCCGCGUCUUAAGAGUGUGUUUUGCUUUGAGUGGGGGACGCCUCGACAGUUGAAGUGGUGUCCAAUGCAGCGAAGCGACUUGGAAAUAGACCCCGACGCCAGCACAGUUGACCUUGGAUUCCUUGCUGGAGUAUGGUCUGAUGGCUGUGUCCGAGUCCUCACAGUCUGCAUCGCGAAAGACCAGGAAACGAUACAGUUCGUGCGUUUGGAGUCCGCGGUUUUUGAAUCUCGACCGCCAGACACCGUCUGCACCUGUGUUGCCUGGCUCUCGCCCAAGUGCUUGGCCGUCGGAUGUGCCAAUGGCUACGUCGCUAUCUGGGAUCUGUCGAAUUACAUCUCUUCACCGUUUCCCCGCCCUGCCGAAUCCGUUAGACCCUUUUUCUACCACCCAGUUCACCAAACAUAUGUUCAGCAUGUGGUAUCGCUUCAUCCGUCCAGGCCGAACCUCCUCGCCAGCGCAUCCAUGUCAGGCUACUAUAUCCUCACCGAUUUGUCGAAAUGCCAAGGUCCAUCGUCUGCCUUUGCAUCUGCGGACCAGGUUACCUCCCAGCGGUCACGGUUCGGACACCACGUUUUUGCAUUUCAGGAUGUCUCGCAAAGCCUGGUGCUUACUGAUGAGAACCAUUUCCUAAAAGCUGUGCCAAUACGACGUGUACAGCAGGAAUACAGAAUGGUGGGCCUCGGCUCGCCGGCUCUGGACUUAGCAACGACGCCAUUACACUUGACCGUACUAUCUGGUUGCGCGGACGGUUUCGCGAUUGGGACGACGAUCUUCGAUCGACUUCAGGAGCCAAAGGCGGGAACUGGAGCAUGGAAGUCGAUGUGGUUCAAGCAUGAGUGGAGGGACGGCCUUCAAACUAAUAAGAAGGGACAAGAUGUUAGAGAGAGGGGAUUGAAUGGCGCUGGCACAAAUGGGAAUGCACACAAAGAUUCUCAAGCAGGAGACAGUCAAAUUCCCCAUCUGGUCCUGGAGGACGAGCAAAGCAAGAGCAAACCGAGUGAGACAACCGCUACGCAAAAAACGUCGAAAGCCUCAAAACCGAAGAAGAAAGGGUUCACUCGUCAAAAUGUCGGACGUCCAGGCGACCCGCUUACCAUCCAAGAAUUACCAGUCCCUAACGAUGGACCAGGAAUGGAUGGGCGAUGGCGAGAGGAACUUCUCAAACGACCCAUGAGUCGGUUUAUCGAAGGGUUCAAACCGGAGAAGACGAAUAUUGUGGCAGGGGAAGGUGUUGGCUUUCUGAACCAAGCGAAUGGCGUCCUCUUCUCUACAAUAUAUGAGGAAGAGACGGCGGUUACGAGAGUAUCCUGGAAUCCGAACUUGAAGUACGGCACGUGGGCCGCUGCAGGAAUGGGUAGCGGGCUCGUAAGGGUGGAAGAUCUCGCAGUUGAUUGA
Eremomyces bilateralis CBS 781.70 is the source of this 2526-nucleotide messenger RNA. RefSeq lists its product as uncharacterized. Gene Ontology annotation, molecular function: protein binding. NCBI's taxonomy places the organism in Eukaryota, Fungi, Ascomycota, Dothideomycetes, Eremomycetales, Eremomycetaceae. The transcript has a single exon. Gene Ontology annotation, cellular component: transcription factor TFIIIC complex. Gene Ontology annotation, biological process: transcription by RNA polymerase III. The record is from RefSeq and is a predicted model, not a curated record. The coding region runs from base 1 to 2526 and encodes 841 amino acids.